Miscanthus lutarioriparius is the source of this 1416-nucleotide messenger RNA. The record is from the annotation of a GenBank genome assembly. Lineage: Eukaryota; Viridiplantae; Streptophyta; Magnoliopsida; Poales; Poaceae.
AUGGAAAGCGCCACAAAGGAGCCUCACUUCGUGCUGGUUCCAUGGCAAGGAGGCAUCAGCCACAUCAUCCCCAUGACCGACAUCGGCCGCCUCCUGGCCUCCCACGGCGCGGCGGUCACCAUCAUCACGACGCCCGCCAACGCCGCACUCGUCCGGUCCCGCGUGGAAGACCUCGCAACAACAACACCACUACCACUACCUCCGGGCGCCAGCGCCGGCGCGGCGGGGACGGUCACGGUCACCGCGAUCCCGUUCCCAGCGGUGGAGGCCGGCCUGCCCGAGGGCUGCGAGAGGCUGGACCUCCUCCGCUGUGUCGUCGCCGGGAUGUGCCACUCGUGGGCGCUCGGCUUGGCGCGCGAGCUCGGCGUGCCGUGCUACAUCUUCCACGGGUUCGGCGCGUUCGCCCUGCUCUGCAUCGAGUACCUCUACAAGCACAGGCCACACGAGGCGGUUUCGUCAGCAGAUGAGCUCGUCAACAUCCCAGCCCUGCCGGCGUUCGAGUGCAGGGUAUCGCGUUUGCAGCUACCGCCGCAUUUCGCACCGUCGACGACCAUGGGUGGUGGGACGAUGCAAGAGAUACGGGAGUUCGACGUGGCCGUGGACGGCGUGGUCGUGAACAGCUUCGACGAGCUGGAGCACGGCUCCUGCGCGCUUCUCGCGGCGGCGACCGGCAAAACCGUCGUCGCCGUUGGCCCCGUCUCGCUGUGCCGGUCACCUCAUCUCGAUCCACAGGCCAUGACGACAGACGAUGCCAGGCGGGUUAUGGAGUGGCUGGACACCAAGGAGACGAGGUCUGUGGUGUACGUCAGCUUUGGCAGCGCCGGGUGCAUGCCACCGGCACAGCUGAUGCAGCUAGGCAUGGCUCUAGGGUCCUGCCAUUGGCCUGUCGUCUGGGUCGUCAAGGGCGCCGACUCCAUGCCCGACGAUGUCAAGAAGUGGUUUCGUGAGACCUUCGACAGCAAGAAGUGCUUGGUAGUGCGAGGCUGGGCUCCCCAGGUCGCCAUCCUGGCUCACCGCGCCGUCGGCGGCUUCCUCACGCACUGUGGGUGGGGCUCGACUCUGGAGGCCAUUGCCGCCGGCAUGCCCAUGGCGACUUGGCCGCUUUUCGCCGAGCAGUUUCUCAAUGAGAGGCUUAUCGUGGACGUGCUUGGUGUUGGGGUAUCUGUAGGCGUGACAAAGCCAACGGAAAAUGUCCUCAGUGCUGGUCAGCUCAACGGAAGCAGAGCGGAUGUCGAGGCGGAGGUGGGUAUGGAACAAGUGAUGAAGACUUUGGACAGGUUGAUGGAUGAGGGUGACGAAGGGGAGCAGAGGAGGAGGAAGGCUCAGGAGCUCAAGGCGAAGGCAAAUGGAGCAUUAGAGAAGGGUGGGUCGUCCUACAUGAAUUUGGAGAAGCUCAUCCAAUCUUCGGUUUCAUGA